This is a messenger RNA of Leptidea sinapis, 641 nucleotides long. It is a transcript of the gene galla-1, whose product is annotated as MIP18 family protein galla-1. The transcript is spliced from 3 exons. Bases 115 to 618 code for a protein of 167 amino acids. NCBI's taxonomy places the organism in Eukaryota, Metazoa, Arthropoda, Insecta, Lepidoptera, Pieridae. The record is from RefSeq and is a predicted model, not a curated record.
AUUUUGACUGAUGGCAUUGAACAUCUGAAUAAUUGAAAUUGAAUGACCAAUGUCUUACUGUGUUUUUAUCAUAUUAUUUUGUAAUGAAUCAAAGUCUAAUUCAAUGGUAAUAAUAUGAUAUCGUUCUUCUCAAAACUUACAUUAAGCAAUUCGAAGCCGCAAGUGGAAGUCGCCUCACCCGCUUAUAUGGACAAAAGUGCAUCAUUGCAGGAACUUGGGUACAAGGACGACAAUGAGUUGAGAGAAACGAUAUACGACUUUUUGCGGACAAUAAGGGAUCCGGAAAAGCCAAGUACAUUAGAAGACCUAAAGGUUGUCUACGAAGAAGGAAUUUUUGUGAAAGCAUCAACCGAUGACAACGUUCCUAUUCUGAGAGUGGAGUUCAACCCAACUGUGCCUCAUUGUUCUUUGGCCACCUUAAUUGGAUUGUGUAUAAGAAUAAAGAUUCAGAGGUCUUUACACCAUCCAGUUAAAUUAGAUAUUUACAUCAAAAAGGGUGCCCAUACCACAGAAGAUGAAAUUAACAAACAGAUCAACGACAAGGAAAGAAUUGCAGCUGCGAUGGAGAAUCCCAACCUAAGAAACCUUGUUGAAAGUUGCAUCGCUGAUGAAGAAUAAUAAUAUAUUGCAUACGUAGAUUA